This is a messenger RNA of Dracunculus medinensis (Guinea worm), 315 nucleotides long. The record is from the annotation of a GenBank genome assembly. NCBI's taxonomy places the organism in Eukaryota, Metazoa, Nematoda, Chromadorea, Rhabditida, Dracunculidae.
CUGAUGACUUUGACUGUAUAUAUUGCAUCAAUAACGGGUAAUACUGAGAUUCGUAAACAAGUUCAGAGGACAUUAAUGAUUUUAGAUGGACUGGGAGUACCAUUUAAAACCAUCGAUAUAACGCUUCGAGGAAACGAGGAACAUCGAAAAUUUAUGCGAGAGAAUGCAAACAAUGAAAGAUGUGAUGGAGUCCCAUUGCCACCGCAGUUUUUUCUUGACGAUAAAUAUUUAGGAAAUUAUUUGGAUUUUGAAGAAGCUGUGGAAGAUAACCUUUUGCCAGAGUUUUUACAAUUGGUGCCUCCGGUGAGUUUUUAA